ACAACCCAUAAAGAAAGGAGAGAGAGAGAGAGAGAGGAAGAAGAAAAGAGGGAGGUUUCCCCUGCAUAUUUUCUAUAGAAUUUCAAAAAGGAAGAUCUUGCAAGUUCUGAGUUUAAUAAUCCAUUCAGAUAAAAAAAGAGGAAAAAACGAUUGGUGAAUAGGUUGAGAAAAAAUGGGUGACAACUUGUUUGAAGGAUUACCACCUCCUUCUGAACAACAGCAACUAGAAGAAAAAAAAGAAGAAGAACAAGAAGGACAAGGCAGGAAUCAAAAUCUUUCGUCUUUGAAGACAAGUAGUAGCAACGACAACAAAGAAGCUUCUCCAAAUCCAGUUCUUAGAAGUGCUCUUAAGAGACCUAAGCCUACAGAAUCUUACCCUGAAGCUGCUGCACCAGAAAAACGCUUGAGAUUUAAGACAACAACAGAUGCCUCAGAGACACAAGUUAUUGAGGCAAUGCAGAAGAUUGCAUCACAUAUCAAGAACCCCACCAAGUUUGCUAAGGCUUCAAAGCUUGUGAUACAGUUGAUAAAGGCUGGAAGUGUGAAGGCUGGAACUAGUGAUCACUUUUUUGCUAUACUAGAGGCUGCAAUGUCAUCAACAACUUCUUGUACUGAUCCUUCGGUGGGAGGCGAUUAUCAUUCACUGUUUUCAGCAGCACAAGAUGCAGCUGAAUCCCUAAACAAGAAGCAGAAGAACCAAUUGACUGUAUGGAUAUUUAGGGCAGUGGUGGCAAAUGACUUAUUAACUGAUGACAGCUUUGUGUUUUCUAAAACAGCUAGUAAAUUAAAAGAUGCAAUAUCUAGUCUUCCAAUUGCAACUGAGGAUGAUGACAUCGAUGAAGCUGCUACCCUGAAAGAUGAGACUGAAAUCAGGAAUGAUGAUGAUAACAACAAAGAAGCUAUAGUUGCUCCAGCUGAAGAAAAUAAGAAAGAUGAGUCUGAUCCUUUUGGACUUGAUGCUCUGAUUCCUAGAUCUGGGAAAAAAGAUGAUAGAACAAAGGGAAAGAAAGAUGUGGCAGCCAAGAGCAGGAAGGAGGAUGAGGAGGAGACUAAGAGAUUUCUCAAGUCACAGAGAGAAGCCUUGAUUACUUGUUUAGAGAUUGCUGCUCGUCGUUAUAAAACUCCAUGGUGCCAGACAGUUAUAGACAUCUUGGUCAAGCUUGCAUUUGACAAUGUUGCAAGGUUUACAUCUCGACAAAGGGAUGCCAUUGAGAAACUAUGGGCUUCUGUUCGGGAGCAGCAAAUACGUAGGAAGCAGGGGAAAUCAGUGACUGGGAAACUUGACGUGAAUGCUUUUGAAUGGCUUCAGCAAAAGUAUUCUACUGAGAAGAUCAGCAUUCGGCAUUCUGUCGGGGCUAGUGGCGACCGUCGUUGUCAGCAGUGGCUCGGUUAACAGUUUUUCUUUAAUAUCGUCUGGAAGGGAUGGAUGAUAUUAACUUACCCCGAAAACAAAUUGCAAUUGUUGAUUGGUCAUCUGUUAAUCUGAAUGUAAUAUGCUUUAAGUGUCAAAACAUUGUAAAGGAUACAAUUCAUAUGGAUAAUUGGUUUCAGUCAA
This is a messenger RNA of Theobroma umbraticum, 1555 nucleotides long. Its product is annotated as nucleolar/coiled-body phosphoprotein. The record is from RefSeq and is a predicted model, not a curated record. Lineage: Eukaryota; Viridiplantae; Streptophyta; Magnoliopsida; Malvales; Malvaceae.